CCUCACUUCUUCCGGUUUUGUCCCCGCCUAUAGCUCCAUUCCCUUCCGGUGUAUGGAGGCAGAAUAGACGGGGCCGCUUAGAAGGCCUGUGUCUUGCAUAGGUUUCUGUGGGGGCUUAGUAGGGGACUUUUGCCCACCGCAGUCCGGGACACACUGCGGUCCUAGUGCUUGCAGAUCGCAUAUCAUCAGCUUAACAGAAGAGGAUAGCAGAGAAAGCAACUUUGACAGUGGUUUUUUCACAGAUCUCCCCGCCAUGUCUCCGGAGCGGCUGUUGCAUACAAGCUGCGGCUGAGAUCGCUGAUUACUUGCGUAUUUUUUAAGCCCACACGGCGUGAAGAGCUGUUGUUUGAGUUUCACCCACUGGUCCUCUUCCCCUUCCUCUUCUACCCCGGGGUAACUGCGCUGUUUGGUGAUCUGGUGGUAACAGAGGACGGGGGAGGUUUAUGUACUCUGAUUGUUUUAUUGAAACGCUGUCUGAAUAAUUAUCCUUUUGUUCACCUUUCAUAUGGUUCAUUUUUCAUAUCCAGAACCAGUCAACGUGUUUUACUUUAUUCAAGCACAACAGCAUUAUUUAUACUAGUCUGUUUUUUUUAAUUUGAAGUGUUUUUCUUUUAACCUUAAUUCAAAAUUCAUUAUUAUUGUUCAGAGACUUGCUCACCCCUGCAUCAGCUGCACAUUUUUGAUCACUAUUAAAUAUAAGCACUGUCCAAAAUGCCAACAGUACAGCUAGAGAACAGUCAGUUGGUGGUAUCUGGGGGGCCCACGUCUGUACCUCAGCCCCCUCCACCUGGGACUGUAGUACCUUCAGCUGCUAGUCAUGGAUACCGGCUCAGCACCCUUAUUGAAUUUUUACUUCAGCGGACUUAUCAAGAACUCAACGUACUGGCUGAUUUACUUCCAAGGAAGAGUGACAUGGAAAGGAAGAUUGAAAUAGUGCAGUUUGCCAGCCGAACUCGGCAACUCUUUGUCAGAUUAUUGGCACUAGUGAAAUGGGCCAACAAUGCCGGGAAAGUUGAAAAAUGUGCGAUGAUAUCCAAUUUCUUAGAUCAACAAACCAUAUUAUUUGUGGACACAGCUGAUCGACUGGCAUCAUUAGCAAGAGAUGCACUUGUCCAUGCUCGGUUACCUAGUUUUGCAAUUCCUUAUGCCAUUGAUGUUCUUACAACGGGAUCUUACCCAAGGCUACCAACUUGUAUUCGGGAUAAAAUAAUUCCUCCAGAUCCCAUAACAAAAAGUGAAAAGCAAGCUACACUUCAGCAGCUCAAUCAGAUUCUCAGGCAUCGAUUAGUAACUACAGAUCUUCCCCCACAACUAGCGAAUCUCACUGUUGCCAAUGGGCGUGUAAAGUUUCGUGUUGAAGGGGAAUUUGAAGCAACAUUAACUGUGAUGGGCGAUGACCCUGAUAUCCCUUGGAGAUUACUAAAAUUGGAAAUACUUGUAGAAGAUAAGGAAACUGGAGAUGGCCGUGCAUUAGUUCACAGCAUGCAGAUCAACUUCAUCCACCAGCUUGUUCAGUCAAGACUUUUUGCUGAUGAAAAACCACUUCAGGACAUGUACAACUGUUUACAUUCCUUUUGCCUGUCACUUCAGUUAGAAGUCCUUCAUUCACAGACAUUAAUGCUGAUCAGAGAACGUUGGGGAGAUCUUGUCCAAGUCGAUCGAUAUCUUGCUGGAAAAUUCCUUACACUUACUGUCUGGAACCAACAAGUUUUAGGCAGAAAAACUGGAACUGCCUCCGUCCAUAAAGUCACAAUCAAGAUUGAUGAAAAUGAUUGCUCAAAACCUCUGCAGAUUUCACAUGAGCCUCCUUUGCCUGCUUGUGAUUCUAAAUUAAUGGAAAGAGCUAUGCGGAUUGACCAUCUGUCAAUAGAAAAACUGCUAAUAGACAGUGUUCAUGCAAGGUCACACCAGAAACUCCAGGAACUGAAGACCAUCCUGAAAAGUUCCAACCCCAAUGACAACUCUUUUGUCGAAACUGCUCUUCCAACCCUAGUAAUUCCCAUCUUGGAGCCUUGUGGCCGAUCUGAGUGUCUUCAUGUAUUUGUAGAUCUUCAUUCUGGAAUGUUCCAACUAAUGAUGUACGGUUUUGAUCAGACUACCUUAGAUGAUAUGGAGAAAUCUAUAAAUGAUGAUAUGAAGAGGAUAAUUCCUUGGCUUCAGCAGCUUAAGUUUUGGCUUGGGAAACAGCGCUGUAGACACUCUGUAAAACAUUUGCCAACAGUGUGUAGUGAAACGCUACAUUUAACAAACUAUGCGACUCAUCCAAUCAGUAAUCUUUCCAGGCAUACGCUAUAUAUAAAACUCACCCGUCUUCCACAGUACUACAUUGUUGUUGAGAUGUUUGAGGUCCUUGGCAGCCCGACUGAGUUGGAAUAUGCCUAUCACUUUCUGUCCGUUAAUCACACAGAAGGCGAGGACAACCCUCCAACUGCUCUUGUGCUUCAGAAAUUCAAGCCAAAUGUUGAAGAGCUUGCAGUAGAUGGAGCAUGUCGGAAGCAGGGAAAAGCCGGAAGUAAGCGCAAGCUCUCUGGAGAACAAGGCUCUCCAGAAGCCAAGAAGCCAAAGCGCACAGGGGAGAUCUGUGCAUUCAACAAAAUCCUUGCUCACUUUGUAGCCAUGUGUGAUUCAAACAUGCCUUUUAUUUGCCUUCGGAUGGAGCUAUCCAACAUGUAUAUCCCGCACCAAGGUGUUCAGAUAGAAGGCGAUGGUUUCAGUCAUGCAAUCCGAUUAUUAAGGGUUCCUCCAUGUAAAGGCACAAGUGAAGAGACCCAGAAGGCACUUGAGCAGUCACUUCUUGAUUGCACUUUUCGUCUACAAGGAAGGAAUAAUCGUACAUGGGUAGCUGAGCUGGUGUUUGCAAACUGCCCUUUAAACAGCACUGCAUCUAGGGAGCAAGGUCCUACACGACAUGUUAACCUGACAUAUGAAAACCCACUCUCUGAGCCCGUAGGUGGACGAAAAGUUGUAGAAAUGUUUCUGAACGACUGGAAUAGUAUUGCACGUCUUUAUGACUGUGUAUUGGAAUUUUCACAGAGUUUACAAGACAUACCAGCUCACUUAAACAUGUUCUGUGAAGUCCGUGUCUAUAAUUAUCGCAAACUUAUUCUGUGUUAUGGACCCACAAAAGGAAGCUCGAUCAGCAUUCAGUGGAAUUCUAUUCACCAUAAGUUUCACAUUUCACUUGGCACUGUUGGGCCUAAUUCGGGGUGCAGCAACUGUCACAAUAUUAUUCUUCAUCAGCUGCAGGAAAUGUUCAACAAAUUCCCAAAUGUGGUGCAGUUAUUGCAGGUAUUAUAUGACACUCAAGCUCCUUUGACUUCUAUCAACAAACUUCCAACUGUGCCAAUGCUGGGACUCACUCAGCGAAUAAACACAGCAUAUCAGUGCUUUUCCAUCCUUCCUCAAUCUCCCACACACAUCCGGCUGGCAUUCCGAAACAUGUAUUGCAUAGAUAUUUAUUGUAGAAGUCGGGGUGUUGUAGCCAUACGCGAUGGAGCCUAUAGUCUCUUUGACAACAGCAAAAUAGUUGAGGGUUUUUAUCCUGCUCCUGGACUGAAGACUUUCCUAAAUAUGUUUGUUGAUAGUAAUCAGGAUGCACGUCGUCGAUCAGUCAAUGAAGAUGACAAUCCUCCAUCUCCUAUUGGAGGUGAUAUGAUGGACUCCUUGUUAUCCCAGUUGCAACCGCAAGGGCAGCAAACACAGCAGUUUACAAAGCAAAUGGGAGCAUCAGGGGCUUAUCCGCUAACUUCGCCACCUUCUUCAUACCACAAUACAGUUACACCAUCUCCAUCUAUGUUGCACUCUCAGUCUCCAGGGAAUCUGCAAAGUUCACCUAGUGGGGCACUCAGAGCGCCUUCUCCUGCAUCCUUUGGCCCUACUCCUUCUCCGUCGUCUCUUGGAAUUUCAAUGGUUCCAAACUCUAACUUUGCAAGUCCACAUGGUGCACUAGACCCUAGUUCUCCGUACACCAUGAUGUCACCCAGCCAGCGUGCAGGAAAUUGGCCAGGGUCCCCUCAAGUAUCUGGUCCCUCUCCAGCAGCUCGUAUGCCUGGAAUGUCACCAGCAAAUCCAUCUCUUCAUUCUCCUGUCCCUGACGCGUCUCACUCCCCUCGUGCUGGAACAAGUAAUCAGUCAAUGCCCACAAAUAUGCCUCCUCCACGUAAGCUACCUCAGAGAUCGUGGGCCGCAUCAAUCCCUACAAUACUCACUCACAGUGCCUUGCAUGUGCUUUUGCUGCCUUCUCCUACACCUGGUUUAGCCCCGGCACUGGCAGGCAGCUACCUGUGUUCCCCUCUGGAAAGGUUCUUGGGAUCUGUUAACAUGAGACGGCACCUGCAGAGGAUCAUUCAGCAGGAAACGCUGCAGUUAAUAAAUUCCAAUGAACCAGGGGUGAUCAUGUUCAAGACAGAUGUAUUGAAGUGUCGUGUGGCUCUUAACCCAACUACCAACCAAACUUUGCAACUAAAAGUUACACCUGAGAAUGCUGGACAGUGGAAACCAGAAGAACUUCAGGUUCUGGAGAGAUUCUUUGAGACCAGGGUUGCAGGACCUCCUUUCAAGGCAAAUACUUUGAUAGCCUUCACCAAAUUAUUAGGAGCACCUGCACAUAUCCUCAGAGACUGUGUACAUAUAAUGAAGCUAGAACUGUUUCCAGAUCAAACAACCCAACUGAAAUGGAAUGUACAGUUCUGCUUAACCAUCCCACCCAGUGCACCCCCAAUAGCUCCAUCUGGAACACCUGCUGUAGUACUGAAAUCUAAAAUGUUGUUUUUUCUUCAGCUAACUCAAAAGAAUUCAGCACCAACCGAUGCUGUCAGUAUUAUUGUGCCUAUUAUUUAUGAUAUGGCAUCAGGGACCACCCAGCAGGCAGAAAUUCCUCGUCAGCAGAACUCUUCGGUACCAGCUCCCAUAACAGUUAGCAACAUUCUGAAAAGGUUUGCUGAGAUGAAUCCACCUCGGCCAGGUGAAUGUACAAUAUUUGCUGCUGUACGCGAUUUAAUGGCUAAUCUGACGUUGCCACCCGGCGCUCGUUCCUGAACACUAUUUUACAGUUUGCAAAGUUUUUUUCUUCAGACUAUAAAUAUGGAUGAACAAGAGACAAUUUGCCUUUGGAUAUUUUUAUUUAAAAGAAAAAGCUGGUGGAUAUUUUUUCAGAUGCACUUCAUCUAUAUAAAUUAUAUAUAUAUAUAUAAAUUGUUCAAAAACACAUUUUUUUUGUAUAGUUCUCUUGUUGUAUAGUGUGUUUUAUUACAAACACAUUUCAAGCAAAUUUGAAGACUUGCAAAUAUCCAUUUUCAAAGGAGCAGAUUUAAUAUUCUGUUUUAUACUAAAAGGAUUAUUAAAAUGCCAAACUGUUUUGUUUAUGUAAAUGGUGUAAGUUUUUUUUUUUUUUAAAGAAUAAUCUGUCAUUUUGAAUACUGUAAAACUGACAAACUUCAUAAUGAAACUGUAUUUUAAUAUGACUGCUUCAAAUUCUAACAUGAACGUGUUGUAGGCAUGUGUUGAACAUGUCCUAAAAAGCAAUAUUUAAUAAACUAGGUAAAGAUAUGGUGUUUUAUGGCCAUAUAAUGGGGGAUACUACUAUCCCAUUUUUGCUAACCAAAUGAAAAUCUUUCUAUGGCAAUCCAAAUUACUAGUAAAUUCAGGCCUGUAUUGCAUGCACCAAUGAAAUGGAUAUUACACUGUGAGAAAGCUGCAUGAGGUUUUCCUGAAGAAAUCUCGCCCUCUGUGAGUGAAAGUUUAAGCCACCAUCAAGAUUGUCCUGAAUGUUCAAUGCAAAAGAGAAGCUCUUUUCAGAGGUACACCGUAUCUUUGGUGUGUUACAACCUUUAAUUUAGUAGGAAUUUUUAACAUUAAAUUUGCAACUCUGAAGUUGCAGAAGUACUUUUUUGCUUCAAGGUACAGGUAUUCACGUUUCACGAGUCAAUACUUGGCAGAUCCACUCCUGGCAAUUUUUGUACCUAUUUCCGUAGGCAGAUUUUCUCCAUGUUCAUUAAAAGCAGAUUAAAAAUUAAAAAUAGUUUUAUUUAUCACACAAUAUGUUUUGGGCUCCAUAGUGCCCUUUUCAGAUAUGAUGCAACAAGUGUUUACAGUUAAAGUUUAAUAGUCCAAAAGAUUUAUUAAAUAUGCUAAUCUUUUAUUAUUAAUACAAGUGGGUACUACCUAGGCAACUUUGGGUAGGAAGAAUACAUCAACAUUACAGAUACAGAUUAGCCUAAGGAUAUUAGAUUUCUGUCAACUUUAGCACAAGUGAUGCAAGUGUAAUUGAUUUUCACAGAACAGUGUGGCAGCUAAUUUUAUAUAAUUUGCUUUGGGGUACUCUGGGCAGAACAGGGAAGAGAAAUGCCCUUACUCUAAAAACAACCUUAUAUUAGAUUUUGUUAUUUGUACAAGAUAUGCUUAUGCAUUUCAAUUUCCUAAUGCCCCAGAUUGUUAGCUGGAUUGAAAUCAAGGCUAUAACUAGGCCAUUGCAUGCAUUCAUCUUUUUGUUUUGAGCCACUCCAUUGUUACUUUGGUUUUCUGCUUGUAAUGGCUCUCAUGCUGAAAAAUUAGACAAAAUCCUAAAAUAUCUAUGUAUUAUGGCUCUUGUUUCCUGGACUGGAACAUGCUAGCGGGAAUCCAUUGUAAUCACUCCAUCGUUGUGGAAAGGACAUGCAAGUGAAUAAAGGACUU
Molecule: messenger RNA, 6672 nt
Organism: Xenopus laevis (African clawed frog)
Lineage: Eukaryota; Metazoa; Chordata; Amphibia; Anura; Pipidae
Gene: med14.S
Product: mediator complex subunit 14 S homeolog
Exons: 31
Coding region: 712-5037 (1441 amino acids)
Source: RefSeq, a predicted model, not a curated record